This is a messenger RNA of Caenorhabditis remanei, 777 nucleotides long. RefSeq lists its product as uncharacterized. Gene Ontology annotation, biological process: glutathione metabolic process. Gene Ontology annotation, molecular function: glutathione transferase activity; glutathione peroxidase activity. The record is from RefSeq and is a predicted model, not a curated record. Gene Ontology annotation, cellular component: mitochondrion; peroxisome. The coding region runs from base 1 to 777 and encodes 258 amino acids. NCBI's taxonomy places the organism in Eukaryota, Metazoa, Nematoda, Chromadorea, Rhabditida, Rhabditidae. The transcript is spliced from 6 exons.
AUGGCUCCGUUGCCACGUGUCAAGUGUUACUUCGAUGUGGGUUGUCCCAAUUCGUGGAUCACCGUCCAGGCACUUACAUCACAUAGUUCUCUCUUCGAACGAGUUGAUUUUGAGCCAGUUUGUGACUUCAAAAUAGGAAUUCUACACAAUGCACAAAUCUGGAAUCAGCGUAGACAAGUACACAACUCCCGAUUGUGGAAGUCCAAAAAAGAAGUUCCAGAGAGUGUGGAGAGUGAGGAAACUUUAUCUGAAUUGGGAAUUCUUCAAAAAAUCGACGAACGUGGGAAAAAACUGAUUGGUUGUGAACGCGUAGAGCCACCAAUGGAUUGGAGAAAUACCUACAAAUCAGUGGUGUCUCGUGGCUCUGUUAUUCCUCAGUUAUUCCUCACUUCAAUUCGUGAACGUUACCCGGACCUUUAUCAAACAGCAAUCCAUCAUUUGGGCAAUCGUCUUUGGAAUCAACGUCUCCCGGUUCAUUAUGGUUGUCAUAUGUCAACUGUAUCUCGUGAACUUGGGAUCCCAUUCAAAAAUGCUGAAGACAUUAUUGCACGUCUCUCAUCACCAGAAAAUCGAUCACUCCUUCACAAGAAUUGUAAAGAAGCAGUCGACUUCAAACUCACCGAAGCACCUGGGCUGAUAUUGACUACCGACGAUGGAGAUACCAUAAAAGUGGAUACAAUCAACGAUAUUUUCGAUGACAGUAUUAUGAUUUCUAAGCUUUCGAGUAUUUCACCAACAACUCGUAUCGAACAAAAAAUGUCGGCGAACCGACUUUAA